Lolium rigidum is the source of this 903-nucleotide messenger RNA. RefSeq names its product phosphopantothenoylcysteine decarboxylase-like. Bases 255 to 902 code for a protein of 215 amino acids. Lineage: Eukaryota; Viridiplantae; Streptophyta; Magnoliopsida; Poales; Poaceae. The record is from RefSeq and is a predicted model, not a curated record. The transcript has 2 exons. Gene Ontology annotation, molecular function: phosphopantothenoylcysteine decarboxylase activity; FMN binding. Gene Ontology annotation, biological process: coenzyme A biosynthetic process. Gene Ontology annotation, cellular component: phosphopantothenoylcysteine decarboxylase complex.
ACACCACCUAUACUAUUUCAAUGUUUGAAUUGUUGUUUCAUAUUUUUGUAUUAAAAUUAUCUUGCAAUAAAUUCGGGACAAAGUUCUGAAGACAAAGUUCAUGGCAGCUUCAAAUCUGGGCAAAAUAAAAUACUAAAUUUUGUGCUUCUUUGAAAUGAUUUUUCUCUUUAAUUUCAUGCCAGAGUGUGCACUGUAAAUCAUGUUUUCCAUACUAUCAUAAAUUCUCCGAGCCUUGUAAUUCUGUUGCAGAUGAGAUGGCCACGCCAGAACCAGUACAGGAAAGCUUGAUGCUGGAACCCAGUAAGCCUCGGGUCCUCCUUGCUGCUUCAGGAAGUGUGUCUGCUAUAAAAUUUCAGAGCCUUUGUCGUAUCUUCUCUGAGUGGGCGGAAGUCCGUGCUGUGGCCACCAAGUCCUCAUUGCACUUCAUUGAUAGAUCAUCUCUUCCUAGUGACGUCAUUCUGUACACUGAUGAUGAUGAAUGGUCUAGCUGGAAGAAGAUCGGGGAUGAGGUUCUACACAUAGAACUGCGGAAGUGGGCAGAUAUCAUGGUGAUUGCUCCCUUAUCUGCAAAUACUCUGGCCAAGAUUGCUGGUGGGUUGUGUGAUAACCUGCUGACAUGCAUAGUGCGGGCGUGGGACUACAAGAAGCCGCUCUUUGUUGCACCAACCAUGAACACCUUCAUGUGGAACAACCCGUUCACACAGCGCCACAUCGAGAUAAUCAAUCAACUUGGUAUAUCUUUGGUCCCACCCAUUACGAAAAGGUUGGCCUGUGGGGACUAUGGGAAUGGCGCAAUGGCUGAACCUUCGCAGAUCCAUACGACAGUGAGGCUUGCGUGCAAGUCGCAAACAUUUGGUACAGGCAGUCCAUCUGUGAUUCCUUCUAGCAGCAACCCUGUGUAGC